CUCCCGCCCCGGUUAAUAUGCAAUCACACACCCUGACACUUCCAUUAAAGCGUGUUUAUGGCAGCUGCAAAGAAUCCAUAUGCAGAUAUGACGGACGUUCCACGUGGCGGACAUGCAGUCUGCAGUCGCACCCGUUUUUUUUUUUUCCUUUUAAUUCUCCCGAAUGUUUUUAAUGGUAAGUAUUGCCAUGUUGAGUUUGACCGUUGUGCCUUUGGUGCCUGACACUGCAGGAUUAGUGGAGCCAACCGACGUAAGCUAUACAUCAUAUCAGGCUUGAACACAUUUGCAGCUAUUCUUCCGCUCAGUGUUGCCCAUAAAGCCGCGUAGGACAAAUUGUCAGCGGUGGUGACCUUUUUAUGUACAGAAUACGGAUGGACACUUUUGAUGCUUGGCGGCUUACGUGACCUUUGCACUUGCUGCAAACAGAAUAGACCAUAAAUGGCUUGAUAAAAGCCGGGGUCUAUUCUAAUCAACCCGACUCGGCCUCGUUUGGUCAGCCAGGUCCACUAUGUCGAUAUCUGCACGGAUUAGUAAGUAGAUUAAGACAGCAGUGAUUGAGGGCAAAUCAAUUACCGUAGCUCAUCGGGGUGACCUACUGUCGCACGUAUCACAUCACUUUUUUUGCGUAAGCGAGGCACAAAACCAUUGUGUGUUCUCUCGACAACCCCGCGAAGCUGAGUGGUUCAUCCAUGCGUUGACCUUCUGCUAUUGAGGAGUGUCACUGAUACGUCAGGACUUUAUAAUCGGGGGCGUAGCCAGAAUGUUUUUCAAUAUGGUGGCCAGGGUUACACUUUAUUCAUCACACUGUUAACAGUCAAGGUUUUAUGAAAUGAAAAUCACAUCAAUCCAGAACACUGGCCAUUAUACUCCUAAUCAAACAGGAAGAAGUAGAAAUUCCUAGAGAAUGUUGAUUUUUGCAGACUAGAUGUAAAAUAAAACAGCAACAAAUGUUUUUUCAUCAUGCAAUGUUUUAUUAUGUGUUAAAACCAAACGAUGGAGCUCAAGUCGUCCAGUUUGUGACCGCAGAUGCAAAUGUGUGCGUUUUGGGGGCGGCUCCAAUUUUGUAUGCGCCGCCUCCUCCUCGUCACUUGGAUGAUGUUUCAGCAGUGAUUUUCUGGUCUUCAAGCUUCCCCAGCAGCUGUUGAUCCAGUCGGAGUGCUGACAUUUCGGAUUCUUUUCAACGCGCGUAAAAGCGCUCGCUCGGUUGUUGUGCGUCAUCUGUGCGUUUUCGCUGUGUGCAGCCUUUCUGACCUUUUAGCGGACGGGCGGGCCGGGCCGUUUGGACGCGAUAGUUGGCUGCGCGUCGGUGCUUGUUUGACGAGGAUGCUGCAGCCUUGACUUUGCUCAGCCUCACCGAGCAGAACCCGGCGCGCCGUGUAAGCAACCAUCUCAGGUCUGCAAACGCUGUGGAAGAAAAAGCAGGUGUGCUCUGACCCACUUCUGACCGAGGGAGGAUGCAAAAAUACAGCCACAGUUGCUUGGUGACUUGGCUCUGAGAUUGCAGCCUUUCCAGAGACUUCUAAUGCUGGAUGAUGUCGGAGGGAGUCUGCUAUUUGUUCUCCACAAAUAAUUGAAGUUUCUGUCCCUUACCGCCCCCUUGUGGAGAUUGAGAAAACUACAUUUAGAUGGUCAAUCCUACAAUGCAAGCAAAUCUCCAAUAUUUGUUCUGUCCACCGAAAUGUCCAUGAAGCGUGUUAUUCCAGGGGCGGGACCACAGCACGCUAACCUCUGAGCUUCCAGUUACCCAGGGACACUCUUCUGAUAGUUUGAUGGAGAGCUGGUCGGAUGACAGCUGGAACUGUUGUCAUAACUGGAGGAAUACUGGCCACAGUGAUACUUCUGUGUAUCAUAGCUGUGCUCUGUUACUGUCGACUCCAGUACUACUGCUGUAAGAAGAAUGGCUCAGACAGCGGCUCCAACUCUCUGCAACACUUUGAACGCAACACCUGCAGCAUCUCCGGCCUGGAUGGGACCUUCAGCACCCCGCUGUCACUUUCCCCCCUGCGGCCGCCUCCCACGUCCAAACCCAGGAAAGCCGCAGCGGGGCGCGGCCGCUACUGCCCCUCCUGCUCCCCGUACGACUCGCCCUUCUUCAUCCGGAGCGCUAACGAGAUGCGCAACGGCGGCGAGCGCGUCACUUACAUGCCCACGCACUACGAGAACCAGGCGCUGGUCAUGCCGCUGCCCGUCGUGGAAGGAUCCCUGCUGAGGGAAGCGCCGCGGAGCAGAGCGCCUGAUUUCUACACCAACACUCGAGCCAUCAGCACGCAAGUGUGACACUGCGGCCAGAAGCGCGGGAUUCUUCAUGGACGCUUUAUUAUGGUGGAUUCGUUGAUUGUACUAACUUUAUUUGAUGUGCAGUGUCUGUUUGUAAACGACACUGUCAUGUGACUGUUAAUUGAUUUCAUUGAGCGAGGGCCAUCUGACCUAAAGUAGCGUUUACAUAUCUGCCCAAAACAUCAUCCUACCUACCUACCUACCAUUUUCUGGAUCUUACGUAUCAGUGCAUGGUGACAUUUAAAAGCGUUUCUGUCUCUAUGCAAGAUGAUUUAAGACUCACUGGUGAUGUCAUUAUCUUAGCUUAUUGCCACACGAGUAUGUGAGCUGCAGUAAAGAGUGAAUCAUUGGUUCGCUUGGUGAAUUACUGAGCUUCCAUUUUGUGUCCCUAUGUGUGUAUUUGAAAGAAGAUUGGAGUCUUUUUAGCUUCAAGUCAUUUUUUAGAUGACAACAUAAGUGAAGGGAGCAACCACAUUAGUAGAUGACAUUUGUUUUACGUUAUGGUGUCAUUUUUCUGCUGAAUAUUACUUGCCGUUAGUCUUCACUGGCAAUGAUGCAAAAAUGUCAGAUGGACGUGUGCAUGUGUUUCCUUUUGUAACCUUUUUUCUUUUCUGCUAUGACUCUCAUGUUGAUGUUGAACACAGUGCUGUAAUUUCUUGUCACAUGGUGAGGACACACACUUUUUAGAUGCCAUCUUUGUUUGUGUUCGACAAUCUUUCUGUGGUAUAUACAAUUUUGGAGUAUACCAUUUUUUUUUUAGAAUACACAACCUCCUCAGUCAAAACAUGACACCAUUGAUAACAGCAGCUUUGUUUUUGCGUGGCUUCAUCCAGAUUUACAAAAACAAAAGAAGAAUUUCUUUUCUUUGUAUGAGCAAGGGCAGAUGUAUAAAGUCAUGACUCAAAUCAAUGUGAAAAGUCUCGUGUUUAUAAAGGUCAAUACAGAAUGUCAGGAAAAAAACUUUUGUUACAAAAAAAAAAUCCUUCACCUAUUAUAUCACCUACCUACCUAAUUGUUCCAGUAGCUACUAUUUAAAUGGAACAAAAGAUAUUUUGAAAUGUUCAUUUAAAAAAAAAAAAAAUUGACAUACAUAUGUACAGUAGUAUUUGACAGUUAUACAUUUUGACAAAUAAAGAUUUGUAAAUGCUUGGAA
This is a messenger RNA of Syngnathus typhle (broad-nosed pipefish), 3430 nucleotides long. Its product is annotated as protein FAM163A-like. NCBI's taxonomy places the organism in Eukaryota, Metazoa, Chordata, Actinopteri, Syngnathiformes, Syngnathidae. The record is from RefSeq and is a predicted model, not a curated record. Bases 1786 to 2277 code for a protein of 163 amino acids. The transcript has 6 exons.